Molecule: messenger RNA, 979 nt
Organism: Octopus bimaculoides (California two-spot octopus)
Lineage: Eukaryota; Metazoa; Mollusca; Cephalopoda; Octopoda; Octopodidae
Product: failed axon connections homolog
Cellular component (GO): cytoplasm
Source: RefSeq, a predicted model, not a curated record
AUAAUUUCAUUGUCUUUAAUCUCUUAUUGUUUCAUCUGUUGUCUUACGGAUCGAAUCAUUUCUUUCGUUCUCCUUAUAUCGAGAUGGAACCCUUGCCGAUCUUCUAUUGGACCCUUCUUCUUCUAGCGCCAGUCUUGCUGGUUUUCCUAAUUUACAAGAUUUAUUUCCAGAAAAAGCGUGAAAUUCCCAAAAAUACUGUUCUGCUGUAUCAAAUGGGACGUGGUCCUCAUGCACCUAGCGUGUCACCGUUUCCGAUGAAAUUGGAGACAUAUCUACGGAUGGCUAAAAUACCAUAUAUGAGCGAUCACAGUGUCACAUUUUCAUCGAAAGGAAAACUUCCAUGGAUAGUAUACAAUGGCAAACCAGUCGCAGAUUCGCAGUUCUGCAUUGAAUACUUGAACAAGAAGUUGGGUAUCAGCUUGAAUAAGGAGUAUGCUGAUCUUGAUGUAUCCGUUGGUCGAGCAUUUCAGAAAAUGGCCGAAGAAGAAUUAUAUUGGACAAUGUGUGCAGUGACAUUUGGUGAGGAUUUGACUGAAGUGAAGAAGGUUUUGCCUUACAAAGGUAUUGAGCUUUGGAUCAAACUGACAGCCAUAAAACAUGUUGUUCAAAAAGAGAUGUGGGGUCAUGGAAUUGGUAGACAUAAUUCAAAGGAAAUUUGGUCAAUUGGUGAAAGAGAUUUACAUGCUAUUUCUACAUUCUUAGGUAAGAAGAAAUAUUUUCUUGGUAAUGAACCCAGUGAGGUGGACUGUGCCAUGUUUGCUAUGCUUGCUAUGGUUAAGUGGAACAUGCCUAAUACACCGCAUGAAAGACUCAUGAAAAAACUGACCAACUUGGGAGCCUACUGUGAACGUAUGAAGGAACGCUAUUGGCCUGAUUGGGAAGAGUGUUCUCGCUCAAGUAAAAAAUUUAAAGAUGAUAGCUAUAUUUUGAAGAACCGUCAAAAGUCAAAAUAAGAACAAAAUAAAUAAUAUUUUUCAUA